Molecule: messenger RNA, 282 nt
Organism: Strongylus vulgaris
Lineage: Eukaryota; Metazoa; Nematoda; Chromadorea; Rhabditida; Strongylidae
Source: the annotation of a GenBank genome assembly
AUGGCAUUAAAGGAAAACAGACCUUCAAAAGGACCUCUUAAAGACUUUGACAAAGACGAUCCUUCAACAUAUUCACCGAAUAAGGGAGGGCGGUUUUGUCUUGACGAUUUUGAAAUUGGCCGUCCAUUGGGAAAAGGUAAAUUUGGCUCUGUAUAUUUGGCCCGUGUGAAAGAAAACAAGUUUAUUGUAGCUUUGAAGGUUCUUUUCAAGAGCCAGUUAAUUAAAAGUAACGUUGAACACCAGCUUAGAAGGGAGAUUGAAAUACAAGGACAUCUUAGGUAG